Molecule: messenger RNA, 1512 nt
Organism: Microstroma glucosiphilum
Lineage: Eukaryota; Fungi; Basidiomycota; Exobasidiomycetes; Microstromatales; Microstromataceae
Product: nucleotide sugar dehydrogenase
Exons: 2
Coding region: 1-1512 (503 amino acids)
Biological process (GO): glycosaminoglycan biosynthetic process
Cellular component (GO): nucleus; cytosol
Molecular function (GO): NAD binding; UDP-glucose 6-dehydrogenase activity
Source: RefSeq, a predicted model, not a curated record
AUGCAGCGUCAGCCUGUAGUCACUGCCACCUUCGACAGCAACGGAGACGACGAGUCGGUCUUUCCCAAGGUCCGGAAUAUCUGCUGCAUUGGUGCCGGUUACGUCGGUGGUCCCACCUGUGCCGUUCUGGCAUGGAAGUGCCCCGACAUCAAGGUGACCAUCUGCGAUCUGUCUCAGCCCAGGAUCGACGCCUGGAACUCGGACACGCUACCUAUCUUCGAGCCGGGACUUUCGGAAAUCGUCUUCGAGGCCCGCGGUCGCAACCUCUUCUUCACCACCGACGUCGACAAUGCCAUUGCCGAGGCCGAUCUGAUCUUCGUCUCUGUCAACACACCCACCAAGACCAGUGGUGUGGGUGCUGGUGUCGCUGCCGACCUUUGCUACGUCGAGGCCGCCACAAGAAGGAUCGCAGCACUGAGCAGGAAGGGAGCCAUCAUCGUAGAGAAGUCGACUGUGCCUUGCAGGACCGCCGAGAGCAUGCGACAGAUCCUAUCCGCCACCUCGCCACAAGAAGGAGCUGUCUUUGAGAUCCUCUCCAACCCAGAGUUUCUCGCAGAGGGCACUGCCGUCGAGGAUCUUCUGGACCCUGCACGUAUCCUGAUCGGUGCCCUUGACACACCACGUGGUCAAUUGGCACAGCGCAGGCUCGUCGAGGUAUACGCUAACUGGGUGGCACCCAAGAACAUCCUCACCACCUCGCUUUGGUCAUCGGAGCUUUCCAAGCUGGCUGCCAACGCUCUCCUGGCUCAGCGAGUCUCUUCCAUCAAUGCCAUUGCCGCCAUCUGUGAGGCCACUGGUUCCAACGUCUUCGAGGUGUCCAACGCCUGUGGUCUCGACCCUCGUAUCGGCUCGCAAUUCCUCAAGGCCGGUCUGGGCUUCGGUGGUUCGUGCUUCCAGAAGGACAUCUUCAACCUCAUCUACCUUUCCACUUCGCUGAACCUUCCCGAGGUGGCAGAGUACUGGGCUCAGGUGCUGAAGAUGAACGAGUGGACCAAGUCGCGCUUCACUCGUGGUGUUGUCAAGAAGAUGUUCUCCACCAUCACCAGGAAGACCAUCGUGUGUGCUGGUUACGCCUUCAAGAAGGACACUGGAGAUAUCCGUGAGGCCCCUGCCAUCAACGUCGCCCGAGACUUGAUGGAGGAUGGCGCCUGCCUCCGCAUCUACGACCCCAAGGUCACUGCCGAGUCGAUCCACGAGUCUCUCAAGGGCUUCACUUACAUCGACUGGGCUACCGCCUCUGCUGCUGGACCAUGGGACCUUCCCCAGGCUGGUACCUACACAAUCUGCCCUUCGCUAGACGCCGCUUUGGUCAACGCUUCUGCCCUCCUCUUCGUCACCGACUGGUCUGAGUUCAAGGGUCUGGACCUGGAGUGGUGGACUGCCACCCACGCCAAGAUGACCAAGCCAGCCAUGGUCUUCGAUGGUAGGGACAUCCUCAACACUGCCGAGUGUGCCCACUUGAGAAAGAUUGGCUUCGGUGUGGAGAAGACUGGAGUGGGCCAUGCCAUUUAG